AUGGCAGCUCCAAUUUUCCAUUCGUAUUUUUUCCCGGACGAUCUGUCUAGCCUUCAGCCUGUUUCAGGCAACCUCACUCUCUUACAGAAGCCUUUCUGUUUUACAGGAUAUCUAGCGAUUGGGCCUCAACCAGUCCUCUAUGCACUCUAUUGUUCAGCUACGCGCCUCGAGGCUCUCAAGUCGCAUGUCAAAGUCAUAGCUUAUGUGUUGCCGAUCAAUUCUCACAAUUCACUAUGGGAACCGUGCAUGGAGGUACCUAUAUUCAUCAAGAAUCUUUAUUCGCCCGACGACCCGCCCAUGAACUUGGACUUGAACGCCCUCUGGUCAAGGCUGAGCGACGAUGGUACCCUUCUACAUGUGUAUACAUGGCCUUUGUUGGGCAAUGGGCAUAACACUGUUAUCGUUGAAGCUCUAUUUCCGUUUGGACACCAACCCCACUCUGAAGCUUAUCCCGAGUUUGAUAGUGAUGCUCUCGCAGAAAUGUCGAACCUGCUGGAGUCGUAUCACGCAGGUUCAGUUGUCCCUGAUUCUUCUGGGGCCUCAUCAAUUGUUCCAGACUCUUCCGUGGCCUCAUCGGUUGUGCCAGAGUCUUCCAGGCUCUCACUUAUCACAUGCAGUCGCGAUGAUACCCAACCAGAGGACACACAAACCCAUCCUGACACGAACAGCUUGCAGGAUAUCCAGCUCAGGUAUCCACAAUGGAAAACUGUUCUGGUUCGUGUGCAGAUUCUCAUCAGAGUUGCUAUAUCGUGCGGGGAGUACAGGAACCCGUUCUUACUCACUCAAACAGCUAGUGAGAAAGUUAUUUUCAUCGCCGACCUUUUCAAUCAAAGUCUGGCUGAAGUCGGAGAAACUCGCACAACCCUGUGCACUGUGAGGUCGGCUGAUGAUGAGUUCGAAGUGACAGAAGAAGCUAUAUUGGCGAUGGCCGGUAAAUGGGUGUCGAUGUUGAUUUCUGAGAUCAAACGAUUAGCGAAAAUUGCAAUCUCAGAUCCUCGACCAUUCCUGGGCUUUGCCCUCGCAGAACUGUGCCCCCAGGCACUACUCAUUGAGAGAUGCGUGGCCCUGCUGCAACACUUCCUGCUUCCAGAUUCGGCUCGUUUGCCAAUUGCGGACAAUGGCUUUGCGUGGUUUAUCAGAAAGGAGAUCUCGAAAUCCCUCGUUUUUCAUCUUGUAUUCCGGCGUAGCGUAUCAGCCCAUACACCAAUAAUAAUGGCUGACUUUGCGCCGGAUAUCUUCAGGAACGUUCCACACCCACCCGCAGAGAUGUUAGCAUUUGUGGGGGCCUCCUGUUAUAGCGCCAUCAUCCAAUGGUUGACGGAUAUUUUGAAGAAGAUGUCAAAAGAGGUGGAGUCCUCAACUAUCAACCUAUCACUAUAUCCGCCGGAAGACGACCCAGAACACCUGGCAUUCACCGCUACAAUUGCACAGCCACCACUGAGCAAAGCUGUUGAUCGGCUUGCAGACCGCUAUCCCAUAGCCGCUGCCAAACCUUCUUGUAUCAUGUUAAAUAGUAGUUCAUCGUGUCUUCCUACCCUCAUCACUCCUUUGACAAAGCACAUUCUUGAGAUCAAACAGACCAAGAAUGCCCUCAAGUCUUGGCUCCAGAAACAGGGAUGUGAAAUUGUCAGUGGGUUUCCAUAUUUCCGUGAUGGUAUCCUACGACAUCAACUUCAGCUUCCAGAUUCCCUCUUCAUCACGGUUUCCGUGCUAUUUGCAUGGGUCGACCCCCUUGACCUCAUAGCUGUCCUACAAGUGAGCCUCAGAGUGGUUGCAAUGGAAGAGCUCUUCCAGCAAGAAGAGCUCACUUGUGUUUCAUUCCUUCUGCAAGGAGGGCGAUGCUACAUGGAGGAGAGGAUGUAUUGUGCUCAGAUGGAAGUCACUUUAUUCAAUAAAGCCAUUGCGAACUUGUGCGAAGAGUUUAAUGUGAAAUGUCGCCCAUCUCCAGCACCCCUGCCAAAGUACACUGGCACCAUAAGUGCAUGCCAAACACCCCGCUCGGACGAAUUUGAAGGCUUUCGGCUUCCAACUGCUGUGCAUCUCAAAUGCCAGCAAUGGCUUUCCUCGUCAUCGGAAUUCCUAGUAGAUUUCCCGCAAAUUCAAGAAAUUCCUCAGCUUUACGAAAGCCUCUUAAGGCCCAAUGAUCGGCUUCUUUCGCUUCCUUUCUUGAUGAAGUCUUGGGUUGAUAGCGUCACAUAUCGCGCCUACAUCAGCACAUCAUCUGCCAACUGUGCAGACACCAAGCUCCUAGGUAUUGGCAUUGGCGAUAGCUUUAAAGCAAAACAUGAGAAAACCCCAGACGUUCUGAAAUCUGAUUUCCACAUUUUAGAGUUGAAGAAACAUUGCGCACAAGCCGAAGUGGAGAUGUUUUCUGAAGUGAUAUCACGCACUAUGGGGUUCCGGUUGACUGAGGAUGGCACGUGCUCAUCUCAUGGCUCUGAUGGGACAUAUAAAUCAUGUCUACCUGACAACUCUUUUGAGGAUUGA
Messenger RNA from Suillus plorans, 2487 nucleotides. RefSeq lists its product as uncharacterized. The record is from RefSeq and is a predicted model, not a curated record. The coding region runs from base 1 to 2487 and encodes 828 amino acids. The transcript has 16 exons. Lineage: Eukaryota; Fungi; Basidiomycota; Agaricomycetes; Boletales; Suillaceae.